Acipenser ruthenus (sterlet) is the source of this 2666-nucleotide messenger RNA. It is a transcript of the gene cfap99, whose product is annotated as cilia and flagella associated protein 99. The transcript is spliced from 17 exons. Lineage: Eukaryota; Metazoa; Chordata; Actinopteri; Acipenseriformes; Acipenseridae. Bases 506 to 2545 code for a protein of 679 amino acids. The record is from RefSeq and is a predicted model, not a curated record.
GACCUUGAGAUUGACAUCGUUGUCUGCCAGUCAGGCACUCGGGAUCGGCUGCAAUACGUUGCGAAUGAUUGAGAGCCGAAGCAACUAAUCACAAAGAAUCGCUUUUUUUUUUUAUCUAGGGGUUUGGUUUAAACAGGCUCUCUGACUGUGUUGGCAGGCGCUGCUCUGUCGAUUAGAAUAGAGAUUGAAAUGCUUUAUCACGAAAUUCAUUGUUAAAAUAAUACUGUAUUGAUUUUUUAUAGUGUUUAUUAAUAACUUUAAACAAGCACCACGCUGCGCAAAGUAAAAAAAGACAGCUGCGGACAUUUGUUGUCUUGUUUCCAUGACCACCGUUGCCAGGCCACGGUCAAACAUUGGCUCCCAGAGAGCUUCCUUUUUCGUGUAAUUUAUUUAUCGUUGCUUGAUUAUUGAUGAAUCAUGAUUACAGGAUCACUCAGUAAGCUGAUACUUUUGAGAAUUUUUCCCCCCCUGUAGACGCGCACUGGACAUUUAAACCAAGGAGAAGAUGACGAGUCACGGAAAGCUUGUUAAAGAAGUUGUUCAGCUGCUUGACAGGUUUGAUCCAGAAAACCAUUGUGUUGAAGUCUUCAUAGAGGAUGCAUUGAAAGAGCUGGAGAACAAAGAUGUUUCAGAAGAGGCAUUUGUACUGGAAGUCCUAUCUGGCUGUAUUGAGUACAAGCAAUUAUUGGAUGUUGUUGUUGACGCAUUUUAUGCCCGAAGUGGCAAGAAUUGUCUAGCAUCUGAGUACAACUUGUAUGCAGUUAUAUGUUACCUGGCUACAUUUAAACUUGAAGAUCUUGGUCUACAGCAGUUCAGCAAGAUUAUCAGAUCACAGGACAUCAGUAAAAUGUACAAGUUCCUCAGUUUCUUUUUUGACGUCAUAAACUUGAGUACCUGGAUAAAGGACGAUUGGAGUCAAAUUUAUGACGCCCCCUAUGUGGUAGAGAACUGGAUUACACCGCUGUUAAGGUGGCAACCAGAGGUGGAGCCAUUGAUCAAUCAGUUACAUGACAAAAUAACCAACGGGUGCAGCCCAAAGAAGAUGGAUAAGAUUUGGACAGAACCGCAGGAGUUCAAUCUGACGAAACCCAAACCGAGAGCAAUCCCGCUGCCAGAGAAGAUCCCUCUACAGGGGAAACACCAGCAGGUUCCUCCGAGCACCUACAAACCUCCCAAAGAGCAGCAGCUGCUGGACGAAAUGAAGCUGAAAAAUCGCCAGAAGGCAGAGACAGUGCUAUUAGAAGCAAACACAGGACAAUUCAGUUGUGCCAAUGCAGAAAAAUCCAAGCGAACAAAGCAAGUUAUUUCACAGAUCAUAAAGGAAAAGGAAUUGAAGCUGAAAUUUCAAUGUCAACCCGCCAACGAAAUGCCUGCAUCAUACAAGGCUGACAAUAUCCCAAUCCGGCUGAACACGACUGCUAUCCUAAGGGAAGGUGCCCUGUACAACAGGAGGGUUGAGCAGGAGCUUCGCAAGAUUGAGAAGCUGGUGGAAGGGGCGCGGGACCCCUCGGAGUUUAUGGCAUGGCAGCGGCAGAUGAGGGAGAGGGAUAUGGAAGAGAAGCUAGCGGAGGUGGAACGCAGGCGCCUGGAGGGGAGGCUCAGCCACGAGGAGGCUGUGCUGGCCCGCCACAAAAUCAUACAGGAGAACAAGAAGAAGGCCACGCUCAAGAAGGAGGAGACUGCUGGGCUGAUGCGGCGCUAUGCAGAGAAGCGCCUGGAGGAAGAGAAGGGGAUGAAGGAGUUGGUGGAGCAAGUGGUGGAGGGACACAAGAACGCCAGGCAGGCCAAGGCCAAAAUCCUGGAAUGCAAACAGCGCAUAGUCCAGGAGGUGACAGAGGAGAGCCAGGAGCUGCUGAGACAGGCUCUGGAGAAAGCUGAGGCUGAGCUGAUCAGAAAAUUCGAGCUCAUCCGCCAGAUCCGGGCCAUUGAGUCCGUGCCACUUAUCAGGCACAAAUUCGUGGACCACACCCAGAUAGCAGGCCAUGCAUUGCUGGGUGAGAUGUCCUUGGUGGAGCUGCAUGAGAGGCUGACAUUGCUGAAGGAAGCUCAGAGGAAGGAGGAUGAGGAGAAAAGGGAUACGAUCCUGAGAGAGAAGCAGACCAAGGAGCAGUUUCUACUGGAUCAUCUGAACCAGAUCUCUCUGCACAGGGCUGCCAUGGGGAAAGCCAACAUGCUCAAAAAAGAAGAAAAGAAAGCAAAGUCCCAGUCGACAAAAGCCUUUCUGAAGGACGAGAGGUUAGUGGAGCUCCAGAAGAAGCUGGAGGAGAAACGGCAAGAUCGUCGGCAGCAGAGCGAGAGCCUGAAGAUUAAAGCAGGCGAGGACUCUGCGCAGAGACUAAGGUCCUGGAACACCAGGAAGAAGUCCUUGGAGGAACAUCACUGGCUGGAGCUGGAGAGGAAUCUGGAGCGCCAGGUGCAGCUGCUGAAGCACGGCUCCAUGUCCAGUGAAGUGGCCCUGAAACUGGCAACCUGCCAUGCAGCGAGUAUCGGGGCCUCCUCUCUCUGCAACACACACUCACUCAGCGGAAGCAAAUCAGCUUUUUAAGAGACAGCAUACCAUGUAGCCAUUUUAUCAAGGGGGUAGAUUUUAGUUUCUAAAGCAAGUUGUGACUGUAAUCAUAAAAUAUGUUGGAAAAUAAAGUCUUGAUAAAUUUUUAAAAAAAAAA